AUGCUCGCCGCACAGAGCCGGUCUAGUUCUUCCCAGGCCCGCCUAGUAUACCACUGCACAAGAUCUUUACAUUCAACCCCCGCCAGCUUUUCGAGCCCCUCCGACUUCCGCUCUAGUAUCUCCGGCCAAGGCUUCACUGGAUAUUAUGAGCCAGGUGAAACCGAAGGUCCUCUACGGAAAGCCUCUAAUAUUGGCGCUCCCAAGAUCACUCCACGCGCCCUCAAAAAGCAUCUUGACCAGUUUGUAGUCGGCCAGGAGAGAGCAAAGAAGGUCCUCAGCUCGACCAUCUACAAUCACUAUCAGAGAAUCCAAGAAAUUCAGCGUCAGCAUGAGGAAGCGCAAGAGAUACUCGAGCGUCAGGCCAGGCGGUCGAGACAUCCUGUAGAAGAUGAAUUUCCCGGCCAUCACGCUACCAUACACGCUUGGGUCCCACCCUCUCCACCUCCAUCGCCCUCCCUCGACGACUCAUCCCCCCUGACUAUCGAAAAGUCCAACAUCAUGCUGCUUGGUCCAUCGGGAGUUGGAAAAACACUUAUGGCAAAAACACUGGCUCGCGUGCUCGACGUACCCUUCAGCAUGUCGGACUGUACUCCAUUCACACAAGCUGGCUAUAUCGGCGAGGACGCGGAUGUAUGUGUACAGCGCCUAUUGGCCGCCGCGAACUACGAUGUGGAAAAGGCUGAACACGGAAUCAUCUGUCUCGACGAGAUCGACAAGAUUGCCACAGCCAAGGUGUCGCACGGCAAAGAUGUUGGCGGAGAAGGCGUGCAACAGGCAUUGCUCAAGAUCAUCGAGGGCACUACUCUACAAAUACAAGCCAAGCAAGAAAGAGGGAACAACGCAAAUCGCAAUAACAACCAGUAUCCGACCAGUUCGCCCACCAACAGUCCACUGAGUAGUGGUGGCGCGGCUGGAGGAAUGGGCCAGCCACCAGGCAAGAGCGAGGUCUUCAACGUGAACACAAGCAACAUUCUAUUCAUAUGCACCGGUGCAUUCAGUGGAUUGCACAAAACAAUUCUUGAUCGUGUAGCAAAAGGAGGCAUAGGAUUUGGUGCCAAUGUGCGUUCAAGCACAGCUCAAGAUGGUGGAGCUCAGGAGACAACCAUCACCGAUGACGACGAAAUGAUCCGCAAACAUCUUCCCUAUUACAUGCCACCAGCUUUUGAGGAGGACUCAUACAAUCCCACUCAAAAAAGCAAGAAGGCCAAAUACAACGUCUUGGACCUUGUUGAGCCGCAAGAUCUGCAAAAGUAUGGCAUGAUACCUGAGCUAGUCGGCCGCAUACCAAUCUCUUGUGCACUGUCCGCGCUGGACGUGGAUGCCUUGGUCAAAGUCUUGACGGAGCCGCGAAACUCAUUGUUAAAGCAAUACGAACAGCUCUUCCGGCUUUCCUCAAUAGAGCUUAGAAUCACAACGGCCGCCCUUCAUGCCAUUGCAGAGACUGCCUUCACCAUGGGAACUGGUGCCAGAGGUCUUCGCACUGUUUUAGAGAGGCUCCUUGGAGAGAGCAUGUUUGAAGCUCCUGGCUCAGACAUCAAACACAUUGCCAUAACUGAAGAUGUAGCCAAGCGGAACUCACCAGCACUCUACUUCACUCGAGACGGGAAAACGAGAUUCAAUUCUCUCAUUGCUAGAGAGGAAGAAGAAUGGGAAGAUCGCAAACGCGGCGAAGAGCCCAUGGAAAGUGAGUUUGAGCGCAGAGCAAGAGCGAACAGCCGCGGCGGACAUGCGACGACUUUUGAAGAAUACCGUCAGAAAGCCUCUGCCGCCGGAUUUACAUGA
Molecule: messenger RNA, 1782 nt
Organism: Aureobasidium melanogenum CBS 110374
Lineage: Eukaryota; Fungi; Ascomycota; Dothideomycetes; Dothideales; Saccotheciaceae
Product: ClpX, ATPase regulatory subunit
Exons: 2
Coding region: 1-1782 (593 amino acids)
Biological process (GO): protein catabolic process; proteolysis
Cellular component (GO): mitochondrial matrix
Molecular function (GO): ATP binding; ATP hydrolysis activity
Source: RefSeq, a predicted model, not a curated record